Messenger RNA from Priceomyces carsonii, 2190 nucleotides. RefSeq lists its product as uncharacterized. Bases 1 to 2190 code for a protein of 729 amino acids. Gene Ontology annotation, biological process: iron ion transport; copper ion import; intracellular iron ion homeostasis. Gene Ontology annotation, cellular component: plasma membrane. Lineage: Eukaryota; Fungi; Ascomycota; Pichiomycetes; Serinales; Debaryomycetaceae. The record is from RefSeq and is a predicted model, not a curated record. The transcript has a single exon. Gene Ontology annotation, molecular function: ferric-chelate reductase activity.
AUGAGAAUUGACAUUGUGAUCGCUUGCUGUUUGCAGCUUUUCAUACCUGCUUCUUAUGCGAUGUUGUAUCCAUCUGUAUAUUCUGGAUUUGAUGUUGCAUUCUAUGCUUGUAAUGCGUAUAUAUCAGAAACAGCUACUUUAUGUCUGCCUCUUGCUGACUAUUCGAGAAACUAUGAAUGCUGGUGUAAUACAAAUUACGGCUUCGGGACAUUGGCUGACUGUAUAGUAAAGGGUUAUAAAAAUGAUUCAAGAGUAGUUCAAGAAUAUAUUGAUAACUGCAACUCCAACAAUGUGUCUGUCACGUUGUCAUUGGACUCAUUUUAUACCAACUACUCAACUGCGUUGAAAGAUAUGAAAAAUGUUACGACCAUUACAGGUUUUAACAUGACAAUUCCCUAUGAUCAUCCAGUCCUCCUCAAAUAUGGAAAUGAUAUGUUCAGAUCUUUUAAAAGAUCUUACAGGGUCUUUUUGAAGAAUUUUAAUUAUGGAUACUAUUUCGGGAUCGGCUGCUUAGUUUACUGGGCUGUUGUGCUUUUAAUUGCGGCACUUGUCAACUGGACAAUUAGAUUGUGUCCAGGAUUUGUCAACUUUUUCACGGGUAGGGUUAGCAAUAUAUACAGGCGCCAUAUUACGUUAAGUGCCACAUUUAAAAGGAAAAAGACCAGUGAAGGGAAAUGGUUGAGCUUUUUCGAUCAUUUAGUCCCUUCAAGAAUGGAAACUAUUAUUAUUGGUAUUUUCGUUUUCUUGAACAUUUUUUUCUGUGCUCUUUUCUUAACUCGAGUUGAGCCAAAUCCAGUUUUCACAAAUGUGAACGCUCAAGUGUGUACUUUGAUUGCUGAUAGGACUGGUGAUAUCGUUUGUUUCCAUAUUCCUCUCUUAGUUUUGUUUGCGGGUCGUAAUAACUUUUUACAAUGGCUUACACGAUGGAAUUUUGCAACCUUUAUUACUUACCAUAGAUGGAUAUCGAGAAUUGCGAUAUUAUUAGUGAUAAUCCACUCAAUUGCAUUCACCAUCGCAUUUUGCUUAGAAGGUUAUUAUACAAUGGAAAUGCAGGAGGAUUUCUUACGAUGGGGCACUGUUGCGACUGUUUGUGGGGGGCUUAUUUUGCUUCAAGGAAUGUUUUAUUUUAGAAGAAAGUGUUAUGAGGUCUUCCUUCUUAUUCAUAUCUUGUUGGCUUUAUUUUUCAUCGUCGGAGGAUACUAUCAUGUUGAUAUCAUGGGAUUUGGUGCAAUGUUUUGGGCAGCUGUUGCAGUUUGGGCAUUCGACAGAACCGCCAGGUUCGCAAGACUUAUUGCAUUUGGCGCACCUGUGGCUAAGAUCUCUUUGCUAGCUGAAGAAACCUUAAAAGUUAUUAUACCAAAGCCUAGAUAUUGGAAGUCUUCUCCUGGUUCUCAUGCAUUUGUUCACUUUGGAAAACUAAGCUGCUUCUGGCAAUCACAUCCAUUCACAUUCACUGAAGUAGAUUCCGACUCUCGUGAUAUUGUUCUCUACAUGAAACUAAAAGGAGGUGUCACGCAUGGCUUGUAUCAGCACCUUUUGAAAUGCCCUGAAAGAACGACCAAUAUGAGAGUUUGUGUUGAAGGGCCAUAUGGCGAAGCGUCAAGUGCCAGAGUAUACAAGAAUGCUGUAUUUAUGGCCGGUGGAAAUGGAAUUCCAGGUAUUUAUUCUGAAGUUUGUGAUUUGGCUAAGAGAGAUAUGAAGCAAUCAUUGAAAUUGAUAUGGGUUAUAAGAGAAUGGAAGUCACUUUCUUGGUUUUACGAUGAAUUGAAGCAUUUGAAGGAUACAAAAGUUCAAAUUACCAUUUAUGUCACAAGACCUGCACAAGUCGGUGCCUUAGAAUACUUCAAGGCUAUUAUUAGCGACCAGUCUUCAAAUGAACUAGAAGAUAAAGAAAAAGAUUUGAAAUGUGAAAAUGAAAAGGAGUACGAUUUAUCUUCUUCAGACCCUUCGACAAAUUUGGCAUAUAUUGAAGCCAUUAAAGCUGACUUGUCUCAUGUGACGUUUAUGGAAGGAAGGCCCUCUAUUGAUAAAAUAGUGGAAGACGAAGUUACAGAGGCCGAUGGUUCUAUUGCCUUUGUUACUUGUGGCCAUCCAGUAAUGGUUGAUGAUUUGAGAUAUGCAGUCAUUCAGAACUUGGACAAAUGUAAAUAUCGUGUAGAGUUCUUCGAGUUGCUUCAAGUUUGGGCCUAA